Messenger RNA from Gastrolobium bilobum, 3809 nucleotides. Its product is annotated as phospholipase D zeta 1-like. Gene Ontology annotation, molecular function: D-type glycerophospholipase activity. Lineage: Eukaryota; Viridiplantae; Streptophyta; Magnoliopsida; Fabales; Fabaceae. The record is from RefSeq and is a predicted model, not a curated record. Gene Ontology annotation, cellular component: plasma membrane. The transcript is spliced from 20 exons. The coding region runs from base 192 to 3557 and encodes 1121 amino acids. Gene Ontology annotation, biological process: intracellular signal transduction; phosphatidic acid biosynthetic process; phospholipid catabolic process.
ACUUGUACACUCUUUCGACGUUGUUCACAGUUCAACUCUUAUACCGUAUUUUUCUAUUCUGACGAAAACCAGCUUUCUCUUUCUGAAUUUGGAUUUGGAUCCAAAACGACCAACGACGCCGUUGCAGCUCCUCCUCUUCGUCGCAUUCAAUUCCCUCACAUCGUUUUCUAUCGCCGACGAUUCAAGUUACCAUGGCAACGGAGAAGUUAAUGUCCGGCGGCGGCCCCCGCUACUUCCAAAUGAAAUCGGAGCCGCCGUCUUCGCCGCAGUCUCCGGCGGCGGCUGAGAUGUCGUCGGUCCCGUCGUUCCGUCAAAGCUGCGCCGAGGUUAAUCGGAUUUUCGACGAAUUGCCGAAAGCCACCAUCGUCUCCGUUUCUCGUCCCGACGCCGGCGACAUCAGCCCCAUGCAACUCUCUUACACCAUUCAGUUCCAGUACAAACAGUUCAUGUGGGAGCUAGAGAAGAAAGCUCAUCAAGUAUUUAUGUUGCAUUUUACGUUAAAGAAACGUGUCUUUAUUGAGGAAAUUCACGAGAAGCAAGAGCAGGUUAAAGAAUGGCUUCAAAAUCUAGGAAUAGGAGAACAUACUUCUAUGGUGCAAGAUGAUGAUGAAGCUGACGAUGAGACAGUUCCUUUACAUACUGAUGAAAGUGCUAAAGACAGAGAUGUUCCAUCUAGUGCUGCUCUACCAAUUAUACGGCCGGCCUUAGGAAGACAGCACUCUAUUGCAGACAGGGCAAAGAGUGCGAUGCAAGGGUAUCUGAAUCACUUUUUGGGAAAUAUCAAUAUUGUUAACUCUCGAGAGGUUUGCAAGUUUUUGGAGGUAUCAAAGUUAUCUUUUUCUCCUGAAUAUGGCCCUAAGCUCAAGGAAGAAUAUGUGAUGGUGAAGCAUCUGCCUAAAAUUCUAAAGGAUGAUGAUUCCAGAAAGUGUUGUAUGUCUUCCUGUUUUAGUUGUUGCAAUGACAACUGGCAAAAGGUAUGGGCUGUAUUGAAACCUGGAUUCUUGGCGUUGCUGGCUGAUCCUUUUGAUACACAGCCCUUGGACAUUAUUGUUUUUGAUGUACUACCUCCCUCAGAUAGGAAUGGGGAUGGUCGUCUAUCACUAGCAAGUGAAAUGAAGGAACGAAAUCCUUUACGCCAUUCGUUCAAGGUGACUUGUGGAACCCGGAGCAUUAGAAUUAGAGUGAAAAGUACUGGUAAAGUUAAAGAUUGGGUUGCUGGAAUUAAUGAUGCUGGACUCAGGCCUCCUGAAGGCUGGUGUAAUCCUCACCGCUAUGGUUCUUUUGCUCCUCAGAGAGGCUUAAUCGAAGAUGGCAGUCAAGCCCAGUGGUUUGUAGAUGGGCGAGCAGCGUUUGAGGCCAUUGCUUCUUCAAUUGAGGGUGCAAAAUCUGAGAUAUUUAUCUGUGGGUGGUGGCUGUGCCCAGAACUGUAUCUACGGCGACCUUUCCACACUCAUGCUUCAUCAAGGCUUGAUAAUUUGUUGGAAGCAAAAGCUAAGCAAGGGGUUCAGAUUUACAUUUUGCUCUACAAAGAGGUGGCUAUUGCUUUGAAAAUCAACAGUGUUUAUAGCAAGAGAAAGCUUGUUAGCAUUCAUGAGAAUGUGAGAGUAUUACGCUAUCCUGACCACUUUUCUAGUGGCGUUUACCUGUGGUCGCACCAUGAAAAACUUGUCAUUGUUGAUAACUAUAUUUGCUUUAUUGGAGGACUGGAUUUAUGCUUUGGUCGUUAUGACACAUCUGAGCAUAAAGUGGGAGAUUUCCCUCCUGUAAUCUGGCCUGGGAAGGAUUAUUAUAACCCAAGAGAAUCUGAACCAAAUUCAUGGGAAGAUACAAUGAAAGAUGAAUUGGAACGUGAAAAAUAUCCUCGUAUGCCUUGGCAUGAUGUUCAUUGUGCCCUUUGGGGACCACCUUGUCGUGACAUUGCUAGGCACUUUGUUCAGCGAUGGAAUUAUGCCAAGAGGAACAAAGCUCCAUAUGAGCAAGCAAUACCAUUACUUAUGCCUCAGCAUCAUAUGGUUAUUCCACAUUACUUGGGGAGAAGCACAGAGUUUCAGAUUGAAAGCAAGAGCACUGACAAUUAUAGAGUCAUCAAAAGAGAAGAUUCAUUUUCCUCAUCUUCCCAAGACCAAGAUAUUCCUCUACUUUUGCCUCAGGAGCCAAGUGGGUUGGAUACUCCUGAAGGAGACCCAAAAUUGAAUGGCUUAGGCUCCUUUUUACAUCACCUUGACAAGCCAAAAAGGUUUAGCAGUGGUCUUCCAUUCUCAUUCGGGCGGAAGGCCAAAAUUGUAGCUGUUGGUCCAGAUACACCAAUGAAGGGCUUUGUAGAUGAUCUUGACUCUCUGCAUUAUCAUGAGAAAAUGUCUUUGGAUAGAGUGGCUCAUGCUGAUUUACAAAAUACAGAUCCAGAAUGGUGGGAAACACAAGAACGGGGUGAUCAGGUUGGCUUUGCUGAUGAAUCAGGACAAGUAGGUCCUCGUGCUUCUUGCCGUUGUCAGGUUAUUAGGAGUGUAAGUCAGUGGUCUGCCGGAACAAGCCAAACUGAAGAGAGCAUCCACAAUGCUUAUUGCUCUCUUAUUGAGAAAGCUGAAUACUUCAUCUACAUUGAGAAUCAAUUUUUUAUCUCAGGUCUCUCUGGAGAUGAGAUGAUUCGGAAUCGUGUGCUAGAAGCUUUAUACCAACGGAUUAUGCGAGCUUACAAAGACAAAAAAUCUUUCAGGGUUAUAAUUGUCAUACCUCUCCUGCCUGGCUUCCAGGGGGGGCUUGAUGAUAGUGGUGCAGCAUCUGUGAGAGCCAUAAUGCAUUGGCAGUAUCGAACCAUUUGCAGAGGGCAGAAUUCUAUCUUACAUAAUCUUUGUGAACUUCUUGGUUCAAGAAUACAUGACUACAUCUCUUUUUAUGGCCUGAGGUCUUAUGGUAGACUCUCUGAUGGUGGUCCUGUGGCAACCAGCCAGGUGUAUGUUCACAGUAAAAUCAUGAUUGUUGAUGAUUGUAUAAGUUUGAUUGGAUCUGCUAAUAUUAAUGAUAGGAGCUUACUUGGUUCCAGAGAUUCUGAGAUUGGUUUAGUUAUAGAGGACAGAGAGUUGAUUGGUUCUUAUAUGGAUGGAAGGCCUUGGAAAGCAGGAAAAUUUUCUUUGACUCUCCGAUUGGCAUUAUGGUCUGAGCACUUAGGUCUCCCUGCAGGAGAGGUCAAUCAAAUAAUGGACCCAGUUGUUGAGUCUACUUACAAGGAUAUAUGGAUGGCAACAGCUAAGACAAAUACUAUGAUUUACCAGGAUGUCUUUUCUUGCGUACCUAAUGAUCUGAUACAUACCAGACUUGCUUUCAGACAAAGCGUGGCUUUUUGGAAAGAAAAAAUUGGUCACACGACCAUUGAUUUAGGAAUAGCCCCAGAAAAAUUAGAAUCCUAUCUUGAUGGAGGUAUCAAAAACACCGAUCCAUUGGAGAGAUUAGCAUCAUUGAGGGGUCAUCUUGUUUCUUUUCCCUUGGAGUUCAUGUGUCAAGAAAGUCUAAGACCUGCUUUUAAUGAAAGCGAAUACUACGCUACUCAAGUUUUCCAUUGAGUACGAUGUCUGAGUACAUAAAACAUCUUGAAUUUUUCUUUUCUUUUUUUUUAUCAUACUGGGGGGGAUUUGUAAUUUAUUACUUGCAGAAUUUCUUUUUAUUAUAAUUCUGCAAGUGAGGAAGAUUGGGGGAUGAUCUAAUCAUGAUAUUCUUGUAAAGUAUGUAUCUGUAGCUACUCAUUGUAAAAAAAAAAAUCCAUCAGUUUAAUUUUUAUAGAAAGAAAAAGAGUCAUUCAAUAAUAUAUGCUGAGA